GCGUAUGGUAUGACUCCGAAUGCAGGUUUUUACGAUUAUCCCGCAAUCGAUGAUAAUUUCGAUUAUAAUAACAAUAACAAUAAUAAUAAUAAUAAUGAUAAUUGGAAUGACGCACCAGCGCUUGUAGAUUAUUAUGGAGCACCCGUAAAUAUGGAACCUUUACCUAAAUAUAAUUUAGCCUUAAAAGAAAAAGAGAAUCGUCAUCGUGACUAUAACGAUAACAUGCGAGCUCGUUACGGGAAGAAACGUUUGAUGGUCAACAAAAAGAAACGUUCACUAACUAAACCAUCUGCACUCUACAAAGCAAGAUAUUAAAUGCAAAAAAAGGAGAGAAAAAAAAAAUUCAAUUUUUAAAGAGAGAAAUUAUAAUCGAUGUCAACUUUUUAUGUGCAAUUAAUUUACAUAUACACAAGCAUAUUAAGCAUUUAAAAUGCUUUACAACUACAAACAUAAUCAA
Messenger RNA from Glossina fuscipes, 457 nucleotides. RefSeq lists its product as uncharacterized. The transcript is spliced from 2 exons. NCBI's taxonomy places the organism in Eukaryota, Metazoa, Arthropoda, Insecta, Diptera, Glossinidae. Bases 10 to 315 code for a protein of 101 amino acids. The record is from RefSeq and is a predicted model, not a curated record.